CCUCCAAGCCCUAAUGCCCCCAUCACCAAGUAAACUUCAUUUCCUAUUCCUACACCCCCUUUCUCUCUCUACAUUCUCUCUCAACCCUCUGCCUCAUCCUCCUCCUCCUCCUUCUGGCUCCUCUGUUUUCACCUGUUUUUCCUAGAAUUACUCAUUCUAAUUUCAUUUUUCAGAUCCUUUUGUUGAUUGUUAUCUUAUUUUACUUAUCCUUACUGUCUGGGUUGAGCUUGGAUCAGUUUUGGGACAGUGUCACGUUCAGAUUUUAGAAAAUGGGGAGUAAUUUGAACUUCAAAAACUUCGGAGGCAGCCAGCAGGGCGAUGGCAGCGGUAGGCCUCCGGGAAACAUGCCCUUGGUGAGACAAGGGUCGAUCUACUCGCUGACCUUUGACGAGUUCCAGAGCACCAUGGGAGGCAUAGGAAAGGACUUUGGGUCGAUGAACAUGGAUGAAUUGUUGAAGAACAUUUGGAGUGCUGAAGAGGCCCAAACUAUGGCUGCGGUAGCAGCAGCAACGGCGCCACCGAUUAGUGUGCAAGAAGGGGUUGUGGCUGGUGGAUAUUUGCAGAGACAGGGAUCUUUAACGUUACCGCGGACAUUGAGUCAGAAGACGGUAGACGAAGUCUGGAAGGAUAUGUCAAAAGAGUACGGUGGUGGAGCUAAGGAUGGAAGUGGAGCUGGAGGAUCGAAUUUGCCUCAAAGGCAGCCGACUUUGGGAGAGAUGACUCUUGAGGAGUUUCUGGUGAGGGCAGGUGUAGUGAGGGAGGAUACUCAAUUGGCAGGAAAGCCUAAUAAUGGAGGGUUUUUUGGUGAUUUAGCGAAUUUGGGUAACGGCAAUGGUUUAGGUAUUGCAUUUCAACAAAUGGGUCAAAACACAGGAUUGAUGGGAAACCCUCGGAUUACUGAAAGUAAUAAUCAAAUUUCCACGCAAUCACCUAUUUUGCCACUGAACGUUAAUGGGGUCAGAUCUACCCAGCAGCAGCCACAACAGCUGCAACAACUGCAACAGCUGCAACAACGGUCAUCACAGCAGCAACUCUUUCCAAAGCAGGCUCCGGUAACCUAUACCACUCCGGUUUCUGUACAAAGUAAUAGCCAGCUGUGUAACCCAGGAAUUAGAAAUGGGAUGGUUGGAAUUUCGGAUUCCGGGAUAAAUGGUAAUCUGGUUCAGAGUAGUGUGCUUCAUGGUGGCGGGAUGGGAAUGGUUGGUUUGGGAGCUGGGGGUGCUACCAUUGCAAGUGGAUCUCCUGCCAAUCAGUCAUCAGAUGGGAUUGGGAAGAGUAAUGGGGAUACAUCUUCCGUUUCACCUGUUCCCUAUGCAUUUAAUGGAGGUAUAAGAGGAAGGAAAUGCAGUGGGGCUGUAGAGAAGGUUAUUGAAAGGAGACAGAGGAGAAUGAUAAAGAAUAGGGAAUCAGCUGCUAGAUCACGGGCUCGUAAACAGGCUUAUACUAUGGAAUUGGAAGCAGAGGUUGCAAAAUUGAAAGAGAAGAAUGAGGAAUUGGAGAAGAAACAGGCUGAAAUGAUGGAAAUGCAGAAAAAUCAGAAUGGUUAGGAGCCGGCUCUCUCUCACACUGACACUCACAAACUCUUACUUGGUUAUGGAGAUGAUGAAUCUGCAACGAGAAGUAAAGAAACGUUGCUUGAGACGCACACUGACUGGCCCCUGGUGAAGUAAAAUGUCAUGGUUGCAGCCCGACUAUAUUUGUUAGGUGACUGUACAUAUUUAAGGGAAUUGUUUGCUGUGCUGCUGUACAUUAGGAAGAGAGUUUUAGUAUUGUUGUAGAUUGAACUUUGCCAUUUCUGUAGUCUUUUUUGUUUUGCUUCUGUCAUGAACAUCGUGCUUAGAGAGGGGGCAAGGGAAAGAAAAUAUGAUGUUCAUUACAUAUCUUUUGAUAUACAUUAUAGAAUAUUUAUCGUUCCCUAUCAUCAUCAGUUCAAAAA
Messenger RNA from Vitis riparia (riverbank grape), 1936 nucleotides. RefSeq names its product bZIP transcription factor TRAB1-like. The record is from RefSeq and is a predicted model, not a curated record. NCBI's taxonomy places the organism in Eukaryota, Viridiplantae, Streptophyta, Magnoliopsida, Vitales, Vitaceae. Bases 270 to 1547 code for a protein of 425 amino acids. The transcript is spliced from 6 exons. Gene Ontology annotation, biological process: positive regulation of DNA-templated transcription. Gene Ontology annotation, molecular function: DNA-binding transcription factor activity. Gene Ontology annotation, cellular component: nucleus.